Rana temporaria (common frog) is the source of this 3613-nucleotide messenger RNA. RefSeq lists its product as uncharacterized. The record is from RefSeq and is a predicted model, not a curated record. The transcript has 2 exons. Bases 569 to 2782 code for a protein of 737 amino acids. Lineage: Eukaryota; Metazoa; Chordata; Amphibia; Anura; Ranidae.
AAUAAGAAACCCAGAGUGGAUGCUGCCUUUUCACAGGUUUCUAGAAGGACAGAUCUGGCCUUUGAAGACAUGGGGGUCUUGAAAGAUGCGAUGGACAAAAGAGCAGAUGCUCUCCUUAAAAAAGCUUGGGACUCCGCAUCCGCCAGCCUUAAACCAGCCAUGGCUUCCACGGUGGUAGCAAGAAACCUGGAAUGCUGGGUAGAGAAACUGAAGGGCCACAUUGAAGCAGGCACCCAUAGGAAAGACCUUUUAGACUCCUUUCAUCUAAUCCUUAAUGCAAUUAAGUACAUGGCUGAUGCAUCAGCCGAAUCAAUUAAAAUGGCAGCCAGAUCCUCAGCACUUGUCAAUUCAGCUAGGCGUGCAGUCUGGCUAAAAACGUGGUCAGGGGAUACAGCCUCAAAGAUUAAACUUUGUGGCAUCCCUUUUUCAGGGGAUUUUCUUUUUGGGCCAGACCUGGAAACAGUCUUAGAUAGAACGGCUGAUAAAAAGAAGGCUUUCCCAGCCAAGAAGAAACAGACGUUUAAAAAGAAUUUUCGUGCUGUUCAACAACCCUACAAAAAUAGAGAAGAUGUCGACAAAAAACGUUGGAUUCCUCAAAAGGGUAGGGGAAGAGGUGGGGUUCUCUUCAGAUCUCCUCCAGAUCAAACCCCUAAAGACAAAUGACAAAACUACUCCAGUAGGGGGAAGAUUGUCAUCCUUUCUCCCUCAGUGGAGUCAAAUAUCCACAAGCCCUUUCGUAAAGAACAUCAUUUCACAAGGUUACAAACUGGAAUUCUCGGAGUGUCCGCCAAGCAGGUUUUACAUUACAGCCCUUCCAAGAGACCAGGAAAAGGCUUCGGCCAUGAUGAACCUUUUACAGGAUCUGAUUCAACAAGAAGUCAUUGUCCAGGUCCCGAAACAGCAGGAGGGUCGGGGGUUUUAUUCCCAUAUAUUUCUUGUAAAAAAACCUUCAGGCAAAUACCGGUUGAUUCUGAAUCUAAAGAUCCUGAACAGAUCAAUACGGUACAAACACUUCCGUAUGGACACAAUUUACUCCAUCACAAAACUGCUGUCUCCAGGCUGCUUCAUGGCAUCCCUGGACCUAAGGGAUGCCUAUUUGCAUGUGCCAAUAGCACCAGCUUCCCAAAAAUUCCUUCGCCUGGCCAUCAAUCUGGGAACAUCAGUAUGGCAUCUCCAAUUCAGGGCCCUACCAUUUGGCCUGUCAUCUUCCCCCAGAGUUUUCACAAAGAUUAUGGCGGAAGCCCUGGAGCCUCUAAAACUGAGAGGGAUCUCGGUCGUACCAUACCUGGACGACCUAUUAUUUUUCGCAGAUUCCAGGGAUCAGCUUGUGACGAACCUCCAAACGUCAGACUCAUCUCAAAAAUCUAGGUUGGAUUUUGAAUUUAGAAAAAUCGCAUCUAGAUCCCUCUCGGGAGAUGAGGUUUCUAGGCUACACCCUAAACUCAGUAGUGCAAAAAGUGUUCCUGCCUCAGGAAAAGAUAGACAAAAUCUUUUCAGCAGUGGGUCAGAUCCAGACGAACCUUUCAGUACCAGUCAGAACAGUUAUGUCAGUUCUGGGCCUUCUUACAGCUACAAUUCCAGCAGUCCAGUGGGCAAGACUGCACUCCAGACCACUCCAGAAAAACAUCUUGCAGGUCUGGUCACACCAGGUGCCGUUCGAAAAACGUUUCAAACUAUCUGCGAAAGUGAAACGAGCACUAUGGUGGUGGAGGGACCCUUCCAAUCUAACGAAAGGUCUCCCAUGGAUUUUUCCCCUGGACAAGCGUCUAACAACCGAUGCAAGCUCCUGGGGUUGGGGAGCCCAUCUGGAGGGUCAAACCGCUCAAGGCACGUGGUCAAAAAUAGAGGCAAAAAAAUUGUCAAAUUGGCGAGAAUUGAAAGCCAUUCAUUUGGGUCUGAUAGCUUUCCAACAGGAGGUCAAAGGACAUCAUGUACAGAUUCUGUCAGACAAUACGACAGCAGUGAUCUAUGUGUUAAAGCAAGGGGGAACCAGGAGCAAAGGGCUCAUGGACUUAGCCAAUCAACUUCUGUCAUGGGCGGAAAUAAACGUGGCCUCCCUAUCGGCAGUCCAUCUGAAGGGAUCACAAAAUCUCCUAGCAGAUCUGCUAAGCAGAAAAAGAGUGGUGGAAGCAGAAUGGAGUCUGAACCAGGAGGUGUUCGAUAUGAUAUCGGAGGAAUGGGGACAUCCUCAAGUGGACCUGUUUUCAAGUCAACAAAAUACGAAGGUCCAGGAAUUCUUUUCUAUUCACAGAAUGGAUCAGGCAGUGGGGAUAGACGCCCUAGCACACCCAUGGAAUUACCGGCUGUGUUACGCCUUUCCCCCUUUUCCACUAAUUCCUCUGGUCCUAAGGAAAUUCAGGGAGGAAAACACCAACUUGCUCCUGAUCGCUCCUUUUUGGCCAAAAAGGCCUUGGUUUGCAACACUUUUGAACCUGGCCUCAAAACCUCCCUGGAGAUUACCAUACAGGAAGGAUCUAUUGACACAGGGCUCUGUGUGCCAUCCGGAAGCAAGCAGGCUACAUCUAAGUGCUUGGUUUCUGAAGACCUUCUAAAAUCUAAAGGACUUUCUGAUAAAGUAGUUAAAACUCUACUAUCAAGUAGAAAAGAGGUAACUAGGUCCAUCUACCUCAAAGUAUGGAAGAAAUUUAACUCUUGGUGUUCUUCCAAAAAUUUCGAAAUCAAGAGUACUAUUUCAGUUCUGGAAUUUCUCCAUGAAGGAAUGGAGAAAGGUCUAGCCGCCAGCACCCUGAAAACACAGGUAGCGGCUCUCUGUUUAUCUUGAAAGAUCUUUAUCCAAAGAAACUUUAAUUUCUAGAUUUUUUUAGGGCUCUGGCUCGAAAUAGACCGAUAGCCCUCAAAGUUUUCCCUUGUUGGGACUUAUCUAUUGUUUUGCAAGGUCUCACGGGAGCUCCGUUUGAACCUUUACAGAGUGCAUCGUUAAAAAAUGUAGUUCUCAAAACAAUUUUUUUAGUUGCCAUUACAUCAGCAAGGAGAAUCAGUGAGCUCCAAGCUCUAGCAAUUAAGGAACCCUUCCUUAGAGUUUUGCCAGACCGGGUGGUCCUUCAAACGGAUCCAGCCUUCCUACCGAAAGUGGCCUCAACUUUCCAUCGGUCGCAAGAAAUAAUUCUACCAACAUUUUCCUCAGUUCCGGCUAAUGCAGGAGAAGAAGCUUUCCAUACACUGGAUGUAAGGAGAUGUCUGUUACAGUUCCUUUCCGUCACCAAGGAGUUCAGGAAAUCAAACGCUCUUUUUGUGGUAUUCUCCGGUUCCCGAAAAGGGGAAAAAGCUUCUAAGAGUACGCUCGGUAGAUGGCUUAGACAAGCAAUUUCUGAAGCAUAUCAAGCAAAAGGAGAAGUUCCUCCUUCUGGGAUCGCUGCUCACUCUACAAGGUCAACCGCAGUUUCCUGGGCUGAAAGGGCCGGUGCUACGCCUGAUCAGAUCUGUAAGGCUGCUACUUGGUCCAGUUUCUCAACUUUUAUUCGGCACUACAGGUUGGACUUGCUGUCGGCCGCAGAUCAAGCCUUCGGCAGGAAGGUACUGCAGGCAGUAGUCCCACCCUAGGGUAAGUUACUUGGUUAUCCUCUCCAAGGUUGUCCUGAAAGGCGAUUUGAGA